UGGAUUCCAAACCCUUUCAAGCGUGCAAGCGCCGUUUUUUCUUGUAUCGUCAGGUGGUCAGGUCCAGUUGAACCGUGUGGUGCAUGACCGCCUGUCCGACCCGUUUCCAAUCGGACAGGCAAAUGAGCCGGCCUACAUUACGCCCCAAGAGCCUCCCAAGCCCUGCGUGGCCCGCCUAUCGCCAAUCCAUCGUGCAAGCAUUUCCGGUACCAUCACCUCAUACGUCCAUUCCGUCGUCCCUGCAUGGUAUGCGGCUUCUCCACGUUCUUCUGCUUUAGGAGACCUCAUCCGGAGCAUCUGGGGCCGGCUACGAAGUACCAGGACUUUGUACGUAGGAGUCCCUGAGCGAACGUGAGCGAACGCAGUUGAGACACUCGUAAUCCGCCAUGUCGACCUUUAAUGGCAUCGUCAGGGAGUUUCCUGAAAUCAGGAUCGACUACUUCAGGUCACAUCCCAACAGGCCACCACCGAAAGCAUACUUUCUCAGCCAUAUGCACAGCGAUCAUAUCGUGGGUCUCGAAUUCGUCAAAGGUACAUUUGUGUACUGCACGACGACCACGAGGAAUAUCCUACUCAAGCUGGAGAAGUAUCCACACCGUAUCAAUUUCGUAAAGGGCAUACUUGAAUCACGAAAGCUGCACUACCACCAUCUCGACACCAUUCUCAGACCGCUGCCACUCCAAACAGCGACAGAAAUUGAGCUGUCUCCGAAAUCAACAAUAAGAGUCACGUUGCUGGACGCCAACCACUGUCCCGGUGCAGUAAUGUUCCUCAUUGAAGGAAAUGGAAAAGCCGUCGUUUACACAGGAGACAUCAGAUCAGAACCCUGGUGGGUGACUUCGAUUGUGCAGAAUCCCGUGUUACUGCCUUAUGCGUGUGGUCUGAAGACCCUGGAUUGCAUCUAUUUGGACACGACGUUCGCUUCUCGUGAGGAGCCGUAUCGUGACUUUCCAACAAAAGCUGAAGGAAUUAAAGAGCUGCUCGACAAAGUUGAUCAAUGUCCUCCAGAUACAACCUUUUACUUCCGAGCUUGGACGUUAGGGUACGAAAAUGUGUGGACUGCCCUGUCGAACUUUCUUCAGUCACGCAUACACGUAAAUGAGUAUCAACUUCGAAUACUCGGACCCGACAAAAAGCAUGGACCUACCGGGUAUACUGAAGAGGCAGCACUUACAGGUUACAAAGUCGGACACAGCCAAAUGCCCGGAUGUCUAACUAAAGACAAUAGCAGCAGAAUUCACAGCUGCGAGCCUGGCCUGCAAUGCCAUCAGCAAUUGAGCAAGCAACAAAAUGUUGUGUGGAUCACACCGAUCAUCACGAGACUGAAAGAUGGUACUGAGGUCUUAGAAAUUGGAGCAGGAGGCGGAGGAGGCGAUCUUUAUCAAGAAGCAGACCUGAAAAUGGAGGACACGGCAACCCUUCAACAGCUUGGGGAGUUUUGCGCGCAGUACACGGACGACGAAAAGGUGAGAUCGGAUAUACAAGACGUGGUUGAAUAUGCUUCGAGGUUUGGAAACUUCUCCGUGACACUUGAAGGGACUGAAAUUCCCGAUGCAAGCCUUGAUGCGAAGAUAUCAUUGAAAGACUUUGUGGCUCUCUUGUCGAAGAGGUGGGAUGCCUCGAAACAUCACAUGAACCAUGGACCACUCGGCAAGCUCGCAGGUCGUGGCGAUACAAUUCAUUUUCCUUACUCUCGUCACUCGUCGUACAUGGAAUUGCGUCAUCUGGUAAGCGUAUUUCGACCAAAGGACAUCUGCCCUUGUACUGUGGAGCCAGAAGUCUGGUCCGAGGAGGUUAGCAUGCAGGUACUCUUUGGAGACGUUUGUUCUGGCAACGAAUUCCAUUUCGACAAGGAGUCACGAGCGACAGUAGAAGAUUGGAAGGAACGACAAAGAUUGAAUGCACUAAGAGGUCAGAAACGGAUAUUCCGAGAUGACGAUGAGGUUGAACAGGAGACGCAAGAAACGCAAGACACUCACGCUACCCAAGAGACACAUGGAUCGUUGGAAGGCGACGAGGUGUUCGAAACCGCAAGGGCAGAAGUCAAAGAAGUUGGCCUUGAGGCUGCCGAACUAGGUGCUUCGGUGAAGCCAUCUGUGUCGCCUGUCGAGGAUACACAACCCGCUAUCCGCAGCAAUCUUGGGCCUGGCAGGCUGAAGGAGAUCAGAGAAGCAUUCCUCUGCAUCAAUGGUGGAAAGAACACAAUUGACCAUGAGGAUGAACAGGCUUCUAUCGCCCAGAGAGACUCUCGAGCAGACCAUUCCAGGAAAAUAUUUGAUGGGUACGACUUGUACCCUGAAAUGGGAAGUGAUGGUGAAGACUUCGACGAUGGUUGGGAUGACGAAGAUCGGAUAUGGGCUAGGAUGGAAGCCUACAAUGCUGCAAGACGUUGUCUGGUGGUCAAUGAUGCUAAAAACUGGGAUGACCUAUCUCUACGCAGUGCUGGUCGGAAAGGACAUGAGGAGGAAGAAGUCGAACUGUAACAUAUCGCUUCCAGCGUCGGCGCAGAGUGGACUGUGGGAUUUUGGGCGUUGAUGAGCGUUUUAUGAUACCCAGUCUCAUGUAGACAUGUUGGAAGGAGAACAAAGGUACGAGUAUGUCGAGCCAUAUCACAUACGGAACUAAGGCCGCUGUUUUUGUAAGUCCGA
This is a messenger RNA of Exophiala viscosa, 2648 nucleotides long. RefSeq names its product DNA cross-link repair 1C protein. Lineage: Eukaryota; Fungi; Ascomycota; Eurotiomycetes; Chaetothyriales; Herpotrichiellaceae. Gene Ontology annotation, biological process: interstrand cross-link repair; double-strand break repair via nonhomologous end joining. The transcript has 2 exons. Bases 387 to 2483 code for a protein of 698 amino acids. The record is from RefSeq and is a predicted model, not a curated record. Gene Ontology annotation, molecular function: damaged DNA binding; 5'-3' DNA exonuclease activity.